Molecule: messenger RNA, 3584 nt
Organism: Vicugna pacos (alpaca)
Lineage: Eukaryota; Metazoa; Chordata; Mammalia; Artiodactyla; Camelidae
Source: RefSeq, a predicted model, not a curated record
UUCUCAAGAGUUUGGCUGAAUUGGAAGUAUUAUGUACUCAUCUCUACAUAGGGACUGAUCUUACACAAAGAAUAGAGGCUGAGAAAGCACUCCUGGAACUUAUUGACAGCCCAGAAUGUCUCAGCAAGUGUCAACUUUUGUUAGAACAAGGAACAACAUCCUAUGCUCAACUCCUUGCAGCAACAUGUCUUUCAAAACUUGUUAGCAGAGUCAAUCCUUUGCCAAUUGAACAGAGAAUAGAUAUCAGAAACUACAUUCUUAAUUAUGUGGCAUCACAACCCAAGCUGGCUCCUUUUGUCAUCCAAGCUCUAAUUCAAGUCAUCGCUAAAAUCACUAAAUUGGGGUGGUUUGAGGUUCAGAAAGACCAGUUUGUCUUCAGAGAAAUUAUUGCUGAUGUGAAGAAGUUUCUUCAGGGCACUGUGGAACACUGCAUAAUAGGAGUAAUCAUCCUCUCCGAAUUGACUCAGGAAAUGAACCUGGUUGAUUAUUCUAGACCUUCAGCAAAACACAGGAAAAUAGCUACCUCAUUCCGUGACACUUCUCUCAAAGAUAUUUUAGUUUUAGCAUGCUCUCUUCUAAAAGAGGUGUUGGCUAAACCUUUAAAUCUUCAGGAUCAAGGUCAACAAAGUCUAGUAAUGCAAGUGUUGAAACUGGUCCUCAGCUGCCUGAGCUUUGACUUCAUUGGCAGUUCAGCAGAUGAAUCUGCAGAUGACCUCUGCACAGUACAGAUUCCAACAACUUGGAGAACAAUUUUCCUGGAACCAGAAACAUUGGAUCUUUUCUUUAAUUUGUAUCAUUCACUUCCACCACUGUUAUCUCAGUUAGCACUUUCAUGUUUAGUUCAAUUUGCUUCUACAAGAAGGUCCUUAUUUAGCAGUCCUGAACGUGCCAAGUACCUUGGUAAUUUAAUUAAGGGAGUAAAAAGGAUACUUGAAAACCCUCAGGGUUUGUCCGAUCCAGGUAAUUAUCAUGAAUUUUGUCGAUUUUUGGCUCGUUUAAAGACAAAUUAUCAGCUGGGAGAAUUAGUUUUGGUGAAGGAAUAUCCUGAAGUUAUUCGCUUGAUUGCAAAUUUUACCAUUACUAGCCUACAGCAUUGGGAAUUUGCUCCCAACAGUGUUCAUUAUUUAUUAACUCUGUGGCAAAGGAUGGUAGCAUCAGUUCCUUUUGUGAAAUCAACUGAACCCCACUUAUUAGACACUUAUGCACCAGAAAUCACGAAGGCCUUUAUCACUUCUCGGUUGGAAUCUGUUGCCAUAGUUGUGAGAGAUAAUUUAGAUGAUCCACUGGAUGAUACCGCCACUGUGUUUCAGCAGUUGGAGCAGUUGUGCACUGUUAGCAGAUGUGAAUAUGAAAAGACGUGCACUCUUCUUGUACAGUUAUUUGAUCAAAAUGCACAGAAUUACCAAAAGCUUCUGCAUUCAGCUUCUGCAGUAAAUAUGGACAUGACAAUUCAGGAAGGACGUCUUGCCUGGCUGGUAUACUUAGUUGGGACAGUUGUUGGAGGAAGAUUAACAUAUACAAGUACAGAUGAGCAUGAUGCUAUGGAUGGAGAAUUAUCCUGUCGAGUUUUUCAGCUUAUAUCUUUAAUGGAUGCCGGACUGCCUCAGUGUUCUAAUGAGAAAAUAGAGCUUGCAGUUCUCUGGUUCUUGGAUCAGUUUCGUAAAACGUAUGUUGGUGAUCAACUUCAAAGAACCUCAAAGGUAUAUGCCCGUAUGUCAGAAGUCUUAGGAAUAACAGAUGAUAACCAUGUUCUAGAAACAUUCAUGACAAAAAUUGUUACAAACCUUAAAUACUGGGGAAGAUGUGAGCCUGUAAUUUCAAGGACGCUUCAGUUCCUAAAUGACCUAUCUGUUGGCUAUAUCCUUUUAAAAAAACUUGUGAAGAUAGAUGCUGUGAAAUUCAUGCUAAAAAAUCAUACGAGUGAACACUUCCCCUUUCUUGGCAUCAGUGACAGUUACAGUGUCAGUGACUUCAGGUGCCGAACCACCUUCUACACAGCCCUCACUCGUCUUCUGAUGGUAGAUCUAGGUGAAGAUGAGGACGAAUUUGAGAAUUUCAUGCUGCCUCUCACAGUCUCUUUUGAAACAGUAUUACAGAUAUUCAACAACAACUUUAAGCAAGAGGAUGUAAAGCGUAUGUUGAUCGGGCUGGCAAGAGAUCUUCGAGGGAUUGCCUUUGCACUGAACACAAAGACCAGCUACACCAUGCUGUUUGACUGGAUGUACCCAACAUAUCUUCCCAUUCUUCAGAGAGCCAUUGAGCAGUGGUAUGGAGAGCCAGCAUGUACAACUCCCAUCUUAAAGCUUAUGGCAGAACUGAUGCAAAACAGAUCCCAGCGUUUGAAUUUUGAUGUAUCAUCUCCUAAUGGAAUUCUUCUCUUCAGAGAAGCUAGUAAAAUGAUUUGCACUUACGGUAAUCAGAUCCUAUCCCUUGGGAGCCUCUCAAAAGAUCAGAUUUAUCCAAUGAAACUCAAGGGCAUCUCCAUCUGCUAUUCAGCUCUCAAAUCUGCCUUGUGUGGAAAUUAUGUCAGCUUUGGCGUCUUCAAGUUGUAUGGGGACAACCAUUUUGACAAUGUACUCCAGGCCUUUGUCAAAAUGCUGCUGUCAGUGUCCCACAGUGACCUGCUACAAUAUAGGAAACUGAGCCAGUCUUAUUAUCCACUCCUGGAAUGUCUCACCCAGGACCACAUGAGCUUCAUCACCAACUUAGAGCCUCCCGUUCUCCUGUAUGUUCUCACAUCCAUCUCAGAGGGACUCACGACUCUUGAUACAGUUGUCUCCUCCAGCUGCUGUACCAGUUUAGACUACAUCGUGACUUACCUCUUCAAGCACAUAGCAAAAGAGGGCAAGAAGCCACUUCGAUGCAGAGAGGCUACGCAGGCCGGUCAGAGACUGUUACAUUUUAUGCAGCAAAAUCCAGAUGUCCUGCAGCAGACGAUGUCUGUCCUCAUGAACACUAUUGUCUUUGAAGACUGUCGGAACCAGUGGUCAGUAUCCAGGCCUCUCCUGGGGCUCAUCCUGCUCAAUGAGAAGUACUUCAGUGAACUGAGGGCAAGUCUGAUAAGCAGCCAGCCGCUCCCCAAGCAGGAGGUCCUUGCCCAGUGCUUCAGGAGCCUGAUGGAAGGAGUGGAGCAGAAUCUGUCUGUCAAGAACAGAGACAGGUUCACCCAGAACCUUUCCGUCUUCAGAAGAGAUGUGGCAGAGGCCCUGCGCAGCGAUGGCAGCCCUGAGUCCUGUGGCCUGGACAUGAUGAGCUGACCUGACUUCUGACCAUGUGCCGAGCAGCCUUUAUCAAGAGACUUUUGUGGGUCUGGGUCCCAGGACAGUGAUAUUGGCUAGGGGAAUCUAUUUUUCAAGACAAACAAACAAACAACAACAAAAGCCCUACAUUUUUGUAAGUUUAGCCUAGUUGAAAGAAUUUAUAAUAGUGCACAAAAAUUAUAAAUUCAGUCUUCACACUGAAAAAGCGAAAUAUGUGUUUUCAGUCUUUCUAUGAAACAUCAUUAUCUUUGUUCUUAUAAUGCUCUGAAAGGAUGUAGAAACAGUAUUUAACCAAAGAACAUAAUAAACCAGGUUUGCACCUAA